Molecule: messenger RNA, 1569 nt
Organism: Cuscuta campestris
Lineage: Eukaryota; Viridiplantae; Streptophyta; Magnoliopsida; Solanales; Convolvulaceae
Source: the annotation of a GenBank genome assembly
AGAUUGUCCCAACCUCAAAGACCAUCCUCGAUAAAAAUCCGACUCAUUUCACCACCGUCAUGUACUGCGAGCAGUAGGCCCUCCAGUCCUCCCUCGUUCAUUCAAUCCAUCUAAGUCCAAGGCUGUUUGUCUCUUGGAUAUGCUAAGAGGGCCUAAAUUGUGCUGCAUAACAUUUGAAGGAAAGACGUAGUAUUUGCAGCCUUGGACUUGCAAAAUAUUAUAAUACCGGAGUAGGGACGAGUGAGAGAUUAGAUACCCAAACUCAAGCUAGGGACAAAUAGGGAAAAGAAAGACUGUUAGGUUUGUUGAAGAUGGAGUCUCUAUGGAAGCUAAUAUAUUUGCUUGAGCCAGCUUCGGUCUCUCUCAUUUUGACUGCAAUACUCGUCUCGUAUGCUUCUGCAUUUCGAGCUCUAAACUAUGGAAAGGAAAUGGAACGGAACCGUGAUUUAUCAGAAGCAUCAAUCACUCUAGACAGAUCGCAGGCGCUAAUGAUCCCCAUAAUGAGCUCUUGCAGCUUGCUUAUGAUGUUCUAUUUGUUCUCUUCCAUGGCGCAACUUCUCACGGCUUUUACUGCAAUUGCUUCAGCCACAUCACUCUACUUCUGCCUGUCACCUUACGUUGCUCAAAUUAGGUCCUCGUUUGGACUAUCCGAUCCUUACUUAUCCAAAUGUUGUUCUAAAUCAUUUACCCGGAUCCAAGUAUUCCUGACUGUGAUGUGUGUUGGCACGGUUUUAGCCUGGCUUGUCUCCGGGAAUUGGAUUUUGAACAACUUGUUGGGUAUUUCUCUUUGUAUUGCUUUUGUCAGCCAUGUCCGCCUUCCUAACAUCAAGAUAUGUGCAGUGCUCUUGGUUUGUCUGUUUGUGUAUGACAUAUUUUGGGUGUUUUUUUCUGAGAGGUUUUUUGGAGCAAAUGUGAUGGUUUCUGUGGCAACACAACAAGCUUCGAAUCCUGUACACACGGUGGCUAAUAGCUUGAGUCUUCCCGGGUUGCAGUUGAUUACAAAGAAACUUGAAUUGCCUGUCAAAAUUGUUUUUCCCAGGAAUCUGUUUGGCAGUCUAGUUCCAGGAAAUGCUGCUUCUGACUUCAUGAUGUUGGGUCUUGGAGACAUGGCAGUCCCCUCCAUGCUCUUAGCAUUGGUUCUUUGUUAUGACCAUAGAAAGGGAAGGGAGUCCGUGAAUGACUUGGUCGUGUCCCCUUCUAAGGGCGAUACAUCAUCCUCAAAAGGUUUCAAGUACAUAUGGUAUGCUCUAACUGGGUAUUCGAUUGGACUUGUUACUGCAUUGGCUGCUGGUAUCUUGACACACUCACCUCAACCAGCUCUUCUAUACUUGGUACCGUCAACCCUGGGACCCAUCAUUGUGAUUUCCUGGAUGAGAAAUGAACUAGAAGAACUGUGGGAAGGCUCAGUUUCAAAUAUGAAUGAGAAAACCCAUUUUACUGAAGUAUGAUGAUGAGCUCCAUUUCCUUCCUUCUCUGCAGAGCUCGUCUUCUUCGUGUUUGUAUUUCUCAUGUUCGUUGUGAGUUGAAUGGUGUUGAUCAUAUUUUAGCUAGACGGGCGGAUUCCAUUUC